Molecule: messenger RNA, 4843 nt
Organism: Podarcis raffonei (Aeolian wall lizard)
Lineage: Eukaryota; Metazoa; Chordata; Lepidosauria; Squamata; Lacertidae
Gene: RAP1B
Product: RAP1B, member of RAS oncogene family
Exons: 8
Coding region: 253-807 (184 amino acids)
Biological process (GO): cellular response to cAMP; negative regulation of synaptic vesicle exocytosis; Rap protein signal transduction
Cellular component (GO): plasma membrane
Molecular function (GO): GTPase activity; GTP binding; GDP binding
Source: RefSeq, a predicted model, not a curated record
ACCGAGCAAGAAGGGAAGCAGCCAGAGUGAGGCUCAGGCGUGCAGCGUCACGGCGGCGGCGGCUCCAAGCCUCGCCCAGGCAAGAGGCAGCGAGGAGGGAGGGAGUCUCUGCGCGCUCGCGGGUGUGUGUGUGGUGUGCGCGCGCGCACGGGCGGGGAGGACUCCGAGGGCUCGGCCAGGGAGGCGGCGACGGACGCGGGGAGCGGCAGCGCCGUCCGGUAGGUAUAAAGGCGGUGACUCAACACUUGCACCAUGCGUGAAUAUAAACUAGUGGUUCUUGGUUCAGGAGGUGUUGGAAAGUCUGCAUUGACUGUACAGUUUGUUCAAGGAAUAUUUGUUGAAAAGUAUGAUCCUACGAUAGAAGACUCCUACCGAAAGCAAGUUGAAGUAGAUGCACAACAAUGUAUGCUUGAAAUCUUAGACACAGCAGGAACGGAACAGUUUACAGCCAUGAGAGACCUCUACAUGAAAAAUGGUCAAGGGUUUGCUUUAGUAUAUUCCAUCACAGCACAGUCCACAUUUAAUGAUUUGCAGGAUCUAAGAGAACAGAUUCUUCGAGUCAAAGACACUGAUGAUGUACCAAUGAUUCUGGUUGGCAACAAGUGCGAUUUGGAAGAUGAAAGAGUUGUGGGAAAGGAACAAGGACAGAAUUUAGCAAGGCAAUGGAAUAACUGUGCAUUCUUAGAGUCUUCUGCAAAAUCAAAAAUAAAUGUUAAUGAGAUCUUCUACGACCUUGUGCGACAAAUUAACAGAAAAACUCCAGUACCUGGGAAAGCACGCAAAAAGUCAUCUUGUCAGCUACUUUAAUAUAUGUGUGUACUGUAGCACUGAGCCAGGUCUGAAGAACUGUUGCUGACUACAACAGUGCCAGCAUUCCAACUUUAUUAAACCUACCAACAUCUUAAAAUGGACUUUCCUGUGGUGGUACCCUUUGUGAAAUGGAUGACAGCUACUACAUCAGUUUGCACAUUCUAAUCACUUUCCAGUGUCACGAGAGAUUUUUACUUAUAAAUAAUCUAAAUGUACGCAACUGGUAAAACCAGAGCCUACAUCCAGUAUUACUGAUAAGAGACAUUGUUCAUCCACCAAUGUUGUACAUGUAUGAAAACUGUACUGUAUACUGCAACAAACCCCAUACUUCCUAUUGGAGAGUACAAUAAUGUAAAUCCGAAAAGCACCACUAUUUUAGCGUAAUAAAAGAAAGUCCAAAGAGCUCCUAUAUAGACUACUCCAGAUAACUUUGCUUCAUCGGUAUUUGUAGCUUAUUGUAACUUUUUUAAAAGAAAAAUACAGGAUCACCAUUGUAUUGUACAAAAGCGCUUUGAUUAACUCAACAGCUAUAUAGUUUUUUAAUUUUAGGAUAAAAAACCUGUGGAGACAGUGAUCUAGUCUUUAAAAUGAGUCCUUUCACUAUAAUGUCUGUCUAAAGACAUUGCCUUUAAUAUCUGUUGGGAAGGAAAUGUCCAGAUUUUUCAACCUUUUAUUGUAUGUUUCCUUUUCCUUGUUUACAUAGGGAACAAUGUUUAUAGUUGUGUGUACAGUGGGGGUCUACAACAAGAAGUGUAUAUUUUAAAACAAUUUUUUAAUGAUUUAACAAUUUUUUGUAAAUCAUUUUGGCUUCUGCAGCUGUAGAUUCUCACUGUGAAUUCCCUUGCUUGCUCAUGCAUAAGUGUAUUUGCAAUACCAAAUAUACAGGUUUAGUACUUUUGCCUGUUAGUGAUUGUUUUACAUGUGUAACGUUUUGGUUGAGAUGUUAAAUGGUGGACGAGUACUGUGGAUGUGAAUGUGGGAAGUAAUUUUAAUCAUGUGUAAUUGGUCCCAGGGCCUAAGUUGCAGUAAUUACCUUUUUGCAGAUUUAUUUAACAAUGCCUUGUUGCUUUGUAUGCAUUAACGUUUGGGUGUAAAGAUUGCGUGUAAAAUCCAACAGGGAGCCACAGUAUUUAAAUUGACCAACCUAAUGUUACAACUGCUUUGAGGUGGCCAAAUGUAAACUAAAAGCCUUAAUUAAAAGUGGUGCAAUUUUGUAUGACUUAGCAUCAGUAGUUCAAUAAAUUUGGAUUGCCAUGCAAGGGCUUGCAUUACAACUACCUGUAAUUGAAUGUUUUGUGUAAUGUUUCGGUGAGAUCAGUAAUGUGUUAAAAUGUGUGUCUGGCAAUUAGAAUUUGAAACCCCAAGGAAUCAUUGCUUGUCCAUCCUAUAUAAGUCAGACUACUUACACAUUCUCCUAAAUAAUCAUGGAUGUGCUCUGACCACUAAUGUUGCCAUAAUUUACUGGUUUCAGUGGAAACAUUCCAGAGUUAGGUCAGCCUCCGUUGCUGAGUAUCUUUGCUAAGAAAUGUGAUAGAAGGAAAAAGAGAGUGAGAUUAUUUUUACCAACCUUCUUUGUCCCAAGAGGGUACUGGUAUAUGCUAAACCUAGAACUAUGUUAAGUUUACAAAUACUUUGAGGCCUGAAAGACAUCAGAUGCGCAAAUGGAGUAGUCUUACAAGCUGCUUGUUUCAAGAUAAUUCAAAACUAUUAUUGGCUAUGCAUAAAGAAUCCUAUGUAGUCUGCUUGUUCUCAAGUAAAAAAUACCAGGUUAAUUGAGCAACAAACUCAUGGAAGCGUGGGGUAUCUGAAAUGUACAGGCAAGGUUCCCCAUAUGCUUGCUGUAGUGCGCAAAAAUAUGGACAGCGCAAGUUGACCAACCAUGAGUUGGGUAUUCGUUUUAUCUUGGCUACUGAAGUCCAGUCACAAGAACCUGAAGUUACUGGGGCAGGAACUGUAUUUCAGAAUGCUGAAUCACAGUACAGGAUUGGGAUUUUUUCUAAUCCUAGCUAAAGAAACCAGCUGCAUGCAGGUGACUUGGCAAAAGGUUCAGUUUUUUAUAAAGCCUUUCAUUUUUUGAUAAACUGUGAAGCAGAUAGCACAGGCAAUAGUUGAUUCUAUGGCCUGGGUUACUGCUUGGUUGGUAGUUUAUUGCAACCUUGUCUGCCUUUGAGAACUGAAUCUUAACUAUACAGAAAAAUGCUCAUUAACAUCCUUUGGUUGGAAAGAAGUCUGUUUCACUGGUAAGUUCUGGCACUCUGUUCGUGGGUGAGUAUAACUUGUGUGUGCUGCUGUACUUAUUGGUAGUCUGGACAGGCAGGACUACUAUACAAAGCAGCCUUGUACAUAGCCCUGUGUAGGAGAAAUCUCUUGCCAGUUCUAGUCCUCCCAUGCUCCAAAUAGGGCUUUUGCAGAGCUCUGCCAAUUUUGAAGCAGCUGGGCUUUUUUCUCACCAUCACUGGAUUUUAGGUAGAAAAGGAGCCAGCAGAGAAACGUAGCUGGUUAACUGCAUUCAUACGAGAAAUGAUGACUACACCAAAAUGCAUUAGUCUUGGUUCUACAGCUACAGCAUUUCCUAAGAGAUUGUGCAUGACUUUUCUGUACAGUAUAAAAUAUAGUGCCAAACAAUCGUAUAUACUAUGCUUUUGGUCACAGCUUUUGGAUAAGAUUGUUUUAUUCAUAUCUCAUCCUUUAUUUCCUCACAGCUGUUCAUUUGCAGAACACUACAGGCUGUAACAUUAAGCAACCCUAAACGUGUAUGUGCAUGUACCUGAAAGUUGCAGGAAAGACUCAUACAGCCUUCCUGCAGCUUAAGAUACAGUAUGUAUUCCUGGCCCAAAAAAGUUCCUCCUGGGUUUUCAAAUGUGAGUCUUUAGUGGGAACCAAACUCAUAACUCACCAUCGUGGUGGUGUUUUUUUAAAAAGAAUAAACACCAAACUGCCUGUGUCUUUUUAAAUAACUGGCUGUGUUUUGAUAAUGGCAGUUAAUCAUAACCCUCCCCUCAAAUUCAUUGCUCACUUUUUAAAAAGGCUAGUAUUUCCAGGUUAAUACAUACUGUGUAACAUCACUUUUCAAACUCUGUAUAGUUCUGUAUUUCUUCUGCUUAUUCUAGUUCACAGGAUUAGGUUUUUGGCAAGGUAUUACUAGCUACUUGUCUUUCAUGAUAGUGUACUUUCUGUCUCCCUUGGCACAGCAAAUCUGAAGCAAACAUCUCCAAGAAGAAUGCAGUGGGAGAAACUUGUUCUCAAAAGUGCCUAAGAGGUUUUAUUACAGCUCAAGGCAUUUCAGAAUUCAUGUUCCUUCAGGAGCAAUCUUAAACUUUCACAAUACAAAUACUUCCUAUCUGUCACCAUGGUCUUCCUCAUAGUGCCAGAUAGGUAGCAAUAUUUGUGCAAGCUGCUUCAGCUGCCUAAGGUACACAUUCUGUAGAAUAUUGCUUCUUGAGUAAAAGCUGACUUCCAAAACUAGUAAGUCCAUGCUUUGUGGGGAAGAGUUUCUCCUUUUGUAUUAUUACUGGCUUCUGUGCCUAGUUUGUUUCUAACUCAUCCAUGCUCAGUGGAUCUGCAAUUCAACAUCUGUGUUAGGAUUAUCACUGUCAGGAUAUCUUAAAAGGACAUUUGUACUGAUGCGGAGUGGGGAGCUCGCAUUGGCAGAAGCAGCCCUGUCUCUGGUGGUGUCUCCUUGUCAAGGCAGAAGCUUUCAGUGUGAAGCAACCUCUAUCUCCUAGUAUUUCCACUUGCCAGGUUGUCUUUUCUGUCUGGGUUGUGUGUGUUGGAUUUGUAUUGAAAGAACAGUUCCAUGGCUUCAUGUAUGAAUGACCAGCCCUACUGCUACACUAGCAACUGUUAACAUGCAUUUUAGUGUAAACCCAUUAGCUAGCCUGCCCUACUCUCCCUGUGACAUGUCUUCCCAGUUCUUGCUCUGUAAGAGAACUGUUUAAUCUCUUGCCAAUUUAAUUGUAAUGGGUGGAUAUUUGGGAUGCUUUACCUGUAAACCUAAUUUCAAUGCUAAUAAAGGAAAUUGAUUUUUCUUUGA